Hippoglossus stenolepis (Pacific halibut) is the source of this 3604-nucleotide messenger RNA. It is a transcript of the gene mdm4, whose product is annotated as MDM4 regulator of p53. Gene Ontology annotation, biological process: protein ubiquitination; negative regulation of apoptotic process; regulation of cell cycle. The record is from RefSeq and is a predicted model, not a curated record. Gene Ontology annotation, molecular function: ubiquitin-protein transferase activity. Gene Ontology annotation, cellular component: nucleus. The coding region runs from base 218 to 1708 and encodes 496 amino acids. Lineage: Eukaryota; Metazoa; Chordata; Actinopteri; Pleuronectiformes; Pleuronectidae. The transcript has 11 exons.
CUGUACAGUUGUGCAUCCGGAACUUGUGUGACCAUACUCAUCUUUUUGAAUCUGUAGUCCAGCUAGCAGCUAACACCUGCUAGUGACACGGAGCUAGCUUUGAAUCGCCAGAAUGUGUAUCAACAUGGAGUCGUGUCGCUGUUAACGCAGCGGUGCCUGUGGGACAAUGUAGCAGCAGUGAAGUUAUGUCAACUCGUCGCGACUUAGUUCGGUUACUAUGAGCUCCCUAUCAGCCCAGCUUCCGGCUUCAAGCGCAUCAUGCAGGAGUCUACCAGGAGAGGGAAAUCAGGUGCAACCAAAACCUCCUCUCCUGCAGAUUCUGCGUGUUGCCGGAGCCCAGGAGGAAGUCUUCACUCUCAAAGAGGUGAUGCACUACCUGGGUCAGUACAUCAUGGGGAGGCAACUGUACGACAAACAGAGGCAGCACAUAGUCCACUGCCAGGAUGACCCGUUGGGAGAGCUGCUGGAAGUGGACAGCUUCUCUGUGAAAAACCCGAGCCCGGUGUAUGAAAUGCUCAAGAAAUACUUGGUAGUGCUUGGUUCUUCUGACGCUGCAGAGAAUCUUUCUGUGGGCCGUGAGUGUGUAGAGGGCGGAGUGGAAGAUCGCGGUCAGAUUUGUGGAGGUGUGGUUAAGGCAGGACUGGAGGCUUGCCGUGAUAUGCCUCUCCUGCAGACCCCCUCCCAGAGACGGCCGCGCGAGCCAGACGAUGACUCCCUUGAAGGCUUGCCACGGUCAGCCUGCAAACGGCCCAAGCUGGAUGUUACUCUGGACGACUGGGAUCUCUCUGGCCUGCCCUGGUGGUUUCUUGGUAAUCUUCGUAGUAACUACAGCCGUAGGAGCAAUGGCUCCACUGACAUCCACACAAACCAACUGUCUCCUGCACAGGAGGAAGACACAGCCAUCGUGUCGGACACCACAGACGACCUCUGGUUCCUGACCGAGGGCGGAAGUGAACAGGUGAGCGUGGAGAUGAAAGAGGCUGUGCUGGAGGAAGGGAGUGGAGGAGAAGGGGAGGCCCCACCCGAGGAUGAUGAUGGAGGAGGGAAAGAGGAGAAGGCGGAUGGAGAGAUGCAGGAGGAGCCAGAUGAAGACUCACAGUGUUUGAGUGAUGACACAGACACAGAGAUUUCCACCCAGGAUGCUUGGCAGUGCUCUGAGUGCAGGAAGUACAACACACCUCUACAGAGGUACUGUGUUCGCUGCUGGGCCCUGCGUAAGAACUGGUACAAAGAUGUCCCUCGACUUGCCCAUUCCCUCUCUGUCCCCGACAUCCCAGCAUGCAGCUCCCUCACCACCCACGAUGAUGAUGAUGACAGCGACACAGGCAUUGAUGUCCCAGACUGCAGCAGGACAGUGUCUGACCCCGUCAUUCUGCCCUCUCACUCCACAGUGGAUCGGCCACUGCCCACUAUGGUAAUGGGGAAAGGCAAGGGGCCUCUGCCUUCUGGCUUCCACAAGGAUGAGCUGCUGUCAGGAGGGGAGAGUCAGGAAAACCUGGGCAUGGAGGUGGAGGAGGUCAGGCCUGAAGCACUGUUGGAGCCGUGCAAGCUCUGUCGAGUGCGACCACGCAAUGGAAAUAUUAUUCACGGACGUACGGCUCACCUGCUAACCUGCUUCCCGUGUGCAAGGAGGCUACAUAAGUUCCAGGCUCCUUGUCCCGGCUGUGGACAGAUCAUUCAAAAAGUUAUUAAGAUAUUCAUCCUCUAAAACACAAACACAAACACAAACACAAACACAAACACACACACACACACACACACACACACACGUAAGGAGUUAAACAGAAAAAUUCCAUCACACAUUUUCAAACACAUCUGGCCAUACAGGUACAUGCACUCACACACUGCUUUUAGACACACAUGGAAUGUGCACCUUAGGCCUACACAGAUAUACACAGAGAAAGCACUUGGUGGAGCUUGCUCUUGGCUGCAUGGUUUAUUUCGCGCCAUGCUGCCUCUGAAGUAUUGUUCAAUGAAAUCUUUGACGUCAGAGUUUGUCACCAAAUCUUUGUUUUGGUGCCACAUUUAAAUAAGGGACAUGCAAAAGCAGAAAUAUUUAUUUAUUUAUUAGAUCACAGAAAUGCACAGGUUGUGUGAAACAUUAUUUGACUUCAUGAAGGCUGGACUAUGUGAAAUUCUUUCAUUGCAUUCCUUGAAUGGUGCCAUUUUAAAAACUAGUAUUGCUUGCCUUCCUUCUGUUAGUUUCUCCAUAGAUUCACUUCAAUAAUCACCUGGACAAAACUCAACAGGUAUGUAACAAUGGAAUUUUUGACUUCAAACGUUCUCAUGGCUUUUCUUUGUAGAUAUUCUCACUCUGAGAUUUGAGUUAUGAAGAUGAGACGUAAGUAAGAACCAAGCUGGCAAAUCAAAAUACAAAACAUGAUUUAGUUUUCAACAGUUGCAUCUCCAUGGAAAUAUUCUGAAAUGGCUUUUUUUUAAAAAUACAUUCUCAACAAAAAUGAAUGUCAUGUAAAAUACAAAUGUGAUUGUUAAAGUCCUGUUUCUCAACAUAGUAUUUUAAAAUGCAUAAUUGAAUUUAACCUGCUUGAGAAUGCACAGCUGAAGUAUUUACAGUAGUUUUCUCUCUGGGUAGUAAUUUGAUGGUAAAUAUGUAUUCAAUGUGUACAAUUGCCAAGCCUCUAAUGACAGUUAUACCUGCAGUAAUUAAUGUCAUAUAAUUGUCGGUAAAUGUCUAAAUGGUAUCAGUCAGAAAAGGGUCACUUAACUGCCCUUUUCCUGAGCUUAAAAUGAACGAUUCCUGUAUAUUUUGUAUUUAAUUUAUUUAUGAUCCUGUUUUGUUUAGAUUGACACAUAUAAUGAAGCAGAAAAGUGCUGCGCUUGUUACACAGUUCUGAUGUGAGUCCGUAAGGAAAGUUACCAAAUGUACCCUGUGUGGAAUUAACUGUGCAGCACUUAUUAGAGGAGCAUGAGGGUUUGAUUUAAGCAUUACACUGCCAGUGACUUUUAACUAUAAUUUGUAUAUAAUAGAUUUUAUUUUAAUGGUUCAGCAUUAUUUGAAGAUAGUAGAUGCUAUUUACUUUGGGUGCACGUGUGAGCUCAUAUGAUCUUCAGCUUUCACAAGUAAGAUGUUAAGUGACAUUUAACUCUCGGCACCGCCUGACAGAGGAAAUACCAUCAUUCUUUGUUCUGCUCUUUACUUGUACUUAAUCUUUCUGCCAGCAGGUGGGGAGAAGACUCAAUAUUGUAUAGGGUGCACACUGAAGCUUUAUAUUACUAGCAGAAACAUGUAAUGCAUAUAUAGAGCAUGCCUCCUGUCGUAACCAGCACCGGCAUUGAGCUGGUGUGACAGCUAUAUCGGCUAUAUAAAAGCUAUAAAAAAUUUAAGUAGCCUUGUUGUUAUUUCUCAUCAUCAUUGUGCGCCCUGAGAACCAAACUUAUUAGAUACAGAACUAAUAAUAAUGGCUUAGUGUGAAUUAUACCAGUGGUUCUGAACCAGAAUGAUAAUAACAAUGUUAUUGUAAAUUAUUGACAUUAAGACAAAAAUGUGCUUAGUGAUGGGACAGCUAAUAUAGUUGUGUUUUUUUUUGUUUAGUUUUUUUACUGGUCAUGGAAUAAAAUCGCUUGUUUUGUAAAGCAAGAAGGA